Messenger RNA from Mytilinidion resinicola, 459 nucleotides. RefSeq lists its product as uncharacterized. The record is from RefSeq and is a predicted model, not a curated record. The transcript has a single exon. The coding region runs from base 1 to 459 and encodes 152 amino acids. Lineage: Eukaryota; Fungi; Ascomycota; Dothideomycetes; Mytilinidiales; Mytilinidiaceae.
AUGGCGGGCCGCGAGGGAUAUCAGGGCUUGCUGCACGUCAAAGGAGGCGGGACGGCCAGAGAAGCCUCCAACGCGGCGGCCGCACCGUUGAUGUCAUGCAACCGUGACGUCUUGGGCCUGCUGUGGCUGGUGCCGGUGGAGGCCUGCGUCGCUCAAGGAGUUUGGGCCAGCAGAAGGGGCCCGGAACGGGCAUCGUCGUGGGCGCAUCGCAAUCAGGGGUCGUCUCAGGAGGCCGACUUCAGCAUCGCGCGCCGUGGCCGCCUCCUGGAUCCCGCAGCUGGGAGCCCGCUGGGAGCCCGCCGGGAGCAUCGUGGCCGCAACUUGUUUCGCACUGGGCUAAAAUGGGGCCUCCCCCCCGGCGCCCAACUGCUCGCCACCGCUUCCCCAGCUCGAAAGAGGAUGUCGACGCCGCUGGCUGCAUCGCGACAGCAUGGCGGCCCCAGCGCAGAAGCCUUCUAG